This is a messenger RNA of Clarias gariepinus (North African catfish), 2655 nucleotides long. RefSeq names its product TBC1 domain family, member 22B (gene tbc1d22b). The record is from RefSeq and is a predicted model, not a curated record. The coding region runs from base 194 to 1684 and encodes 496 amino acids. The transcript has 12 exons. Gene Ontology annotation, biological process: activation of GTPase activity. Gene Ontology annotation, molecular function: GTPase activator activity. NCBI's taxonomy places the organism in Eukaryota, Metazoa, Chordata, Actinopteri, Siluriformes, Clariidae.
CCAAGAUGGCGGCGUCCAGCGCAGAGUCUCAGCCGCUCAGGUUGUGUUGCUAAAAACAGCGUUUAAACAGGGCGAGGCGUCGUGAUGCAGGGUAACAAGAGCAGGUUUUAAAUUCACACCGCUGGUGGAAACAUCACUUAAAUGUAGGGAGAAUGCUGUAAUGUUUGUUUAGGGGGAAUUCGGCUCUGCAGCCAUGGCCGCCGAUAAUAAAAUUCACUUCUGGAGAAGGAACGCGAAGACUCCCGGAAGGUUCCUGAAAGACACUCCAAAGACGAACGCAGUAAGCGUCAAAUCAAAGAAGCCGUCCACGUUCCACGAGUUUGCCCGCAGCACCAACGAUGCCUGGGACAUUGAUGAUGAGGAAGACGGCAGUUUCUUCGCUCCAGCACAGUCCACUUCUGUUUCCGCACAAUCACACUCCACUUUUAAAGCGCCUCAUCCGAAAGAGACACGGAUAAAGGAUAAAGAGCCGGUGUCAGGGGACAGACCGGACCCAGAAAACACGGAGUCUUGCCAAGAUCAGCUGACUCCAGAGACCGAGUCGAGCAAUGGCAGGGUGGUGAAGUCCAGCAGUGAGGUCCAGCUGAACAGUAAUACAGAGCGCAGCACUCUACAGAAGCAGCAGUCCCUCCCUGUGCGUCCCAUCAUCCCCCUGGUCGCGCGUAUUUCGGACCAGAACGCAUCUGGAGCACCACCCAUGACGGUGCGAGAGAAGACCCGACUGGACAAGUUCCGGCAGCUGCUGGCCAGUCCCAACACCGACCUGGACGACUUGCGGAAGCACAGCUGGUCAGGGAUCCCGAGAGAAGUGCGUCCGAUCACUUGGAGACUUCUAUCAGGCUACCUGCCAGCUAAUAUGGAACGAAGGGAGCUGGUUCUCCAGAGGAAGCGAGAGGAGUAUUUUGGCUUCAUCGAGCAGUAUUACCACUCGAGAACAGACGAGCACCACAAAGACACCUACCGUCAGAUUCACAUCGAUAUCCCUAGGACGAAUCCGCUGAUUCCAUUAUUCCAGCAGCCACUUGUACAAGAGGUGUUUGAGAGGAUUCUGUUUAUCUGGGCCAUCAGACAUCCAGCAAGUGGCUACGUGCAGGGCAUCAACGACCUCGUCACGCCCUUCUUCGUCGUCUUCCUCUCCGAGUUUGUGGAGGAGGACAUGGAGAACUUUGAAAUGGCUGCUCUGCCUUUGGAAACGCAACGCAACAUUGAAGCCGACAGCUUCUGGUGUAUGAGCAAGCUGCUGGAUGGCAUACAGGAUAAUUACACAUUUGCUCAGCCUGGUAUUCAGAAAAAAGUGAAGGCGCUGGAGGAGCUCAUCAGCAGGAUUGACGAGGACGUGCACCUGCAUUUCCAGAAGUGUGAGGUGGAGUACCUGCAGUUCGCCUUCCGCUGGAUGAACAACCUGCUGAUGAGGGAGCUGCCGCUGCGCUGCACAAUCCGUCUGUGGGACACAUACCAGGCCGAGUCUGAAGGCUUCUCGCAUUUCCACCUGUACGUCUGCGCAGCAUUCCUCAUCAAGUGGAGAAAAGAGAUCCUUUCCAUGCUGGACUUCCAGGGUCUCCUGAUGCUUCUACAGAACCUACCCACGAUACACUGGGGCAACGAGGAGGUGGGGUUACUCCUGGCCGAAGCCUAUAGACUCAAGUACAUGUUCGCAGACGCUCCCCGCCACUACAAGAGAUGAGGAUUUUGUGAAGCGAGCCACUACGGGAACAACGGAGUGGCCCGACACACACACUGUCUCUUUCUGUGCCGUCUGCGUGGGCGAGGCGUUUCUUCAGUUUUCUUUUUUUUUUCUUCUUCAGCCUGGAAGAGUGUAGAUCCAGAAAUCCAGGCUGCUGAACAUAUGGAUGGAAUUAAACCAGAGGUCAAAAGUUCUUGCACUCCAGCCGAACUCAUAAACCUCGACAUCUCAUCCUCAGGUUUUUUUUUUUUUCCUCCAAACAAAUAACCAGAGACAGAUGUUGCUGUGCUGUGAUGGACUGCAUCUCCAGACGAUAUUUCGUUCUGACCUUGGCUGUUACCACUCCAUGAUUUGUGUUUGUUGUGUGUGUUUUUUUUUUCCCUUUAAUUUCUGCCGUGUUAAUACCAAGGAGUCACUGGACUCGUUCAACUUGCCAUCACUGGACCCAGAGCAGCCAGUAGUGCCGAAAGCCUAUCCAAGCCACUCGCAGCAGUUUCUUUGUUUUUCCUCUGUAGACUGACACUGAAUUUUAACAAUCCUAAUUGUCUGAUUUUAUAGCUAUUUUUUAUUUUAUGUUUUUUUUUUUUUAGACAGGCAGCUAAAAUCCAAUUUGCUUGUUGCUUGUUCGAUUUGAGCAGUCUUAAUGCAAAAAAAAAAAAAAAAAACAACCUCAGAUCAAAUUUAAGCCGGAGUGAUGAAUGAUCUGAAUCAUUCAGAAAGAAAUGAUGUCUUUAUCUAGCCUGGUUAUUUUAGUACAGUUCAACUACUGAAGCUAACCAAAGCACCUAGCUACUUAGGUAGUAACCUUUAGGGUUCCUGUAAUAUAACUGGACUUAAGGUAAAUGAUUAAUUACGUUCCAGUGAAACUGGAAGUGCUUUAAUACCACAGCGAUUAGCAGAUUAACGAUUAGUUCUCAGACAUCUCUUAAGUUAUAGCCACGUGAAACGUUGGUGGAACAUCUUAAAACAAG